UCCCGGGCUCCUGGCCAGCAGCACCGGCCCACAGACCCACCGACGGAGCCUCCUGGGCGGCGGAGGGCCUGCUCGCCUGGCCCGGCCCAAAGCCCCUGACCCCCGGCUCCCUCCACUUGCAGCCCUUAGGAAGAGGACGAGGCAUCCAAAGCCAUGAGCAACCCUUACCAAGAGGAGAGCUGCUCCGAGAGGCCGGAAUGCAAAAGUAAAUCCCCAACUUUGCUCUCCUCCUACUGCAUCGACAGCAUCCUGGGCCGGAGGAGCCCCUGCAAGAUGAGGCUGGUGGGCGCCCCCAACGCCAGCGCCAGCGCCAACGCCGCCCUCCCCCCGAUGGCCGGCGCCAGGAGCGAGCAGCAGGACAAGGCCGGGCCAGGGCCGGCUAAAGGCAGCCCGUCGGGCUUCGAGGCCUCGGAGCUGCACCUCCCUCCGAAGUUGCGCCGCCUCUAUGCUCCCGGUGGAGGUGGCGGGGCCCGUCUGCUGUCGAGGGGAGGCGAUCGGAACGAGGCGGCGUCGGCCUCAUCGUGGGAGGCGCUGAAGAUCAGCCAGGCCCCGCAGGUCAGCAUCAGCCGCAGCAAGUCCUACCGGGAGACCGCGCCCUUCCACGACCUCGAGGGCGGCAGAGCCCCCCGGGACCCCCAGGACUUGAUGGACGAGGAGGAGGAGGAGGACGAGGAGGAAGACGAGGAGCUGGAGGAAGACCUGUUGGACGACGAGGAAGAGGAGGAGGAGGAGGAGGAAGAGCUCUUAGCCGAGGCCAAGGAGGCCCGUCGGGGGGUCGGGCCCGGUCUGGGUCUCGUCCCUGCCCCGCCGCCGCCCCCUCCGCCUCCGCCGCCGCCCCCGGGGGGUCCGGAGGGCUCGGAGGGCUGCUCGCCCAAGGCGGAGCUGGGGCUUCCCGGCGAGGAGCUGCUGGGCCCCGAAGGGAAGGACGGCGAGGAGAGCGUCUGCCUGUCGGCCGGCAGCGACUCUGAGGAGGGCCUCCUGAAGAGGAAGCAGCGCCGCUACCGCACCACCUUCACCAGCUAUCAACUGGAGGAGCUGGAGAGGGCCUUUCAGAAGACCCACUACCCCGACGUCUUCACCAGGGAAGAGCUGGCCAUGCGCCUGGAUCUGACCGAAGCCCGAGUCCAGGUCUGGUUCCAGAACCGCCGGGCCAAGUGGCGGAAGCGGGAGAAGGCCGGCGCCCAGAGCCACCCGCCGGGGCUGCCCUUCCCGGGCCCUCUCUCGGCCUCUCACCCGCUGGGGCCCUACCUCGACGCCGCUCCCUUCCCGCCCCACCACCCGGCCCUCGACUCCGCCUGGACCGCAGCCGCCGCCGCAGCCGCCGCCGCCGCAGCCUUCCCGGGCCUCCCUCCGCCUCCGCCGGGCUCCUCGGCCGCCUUGGGCCCCGCGGGCACCCCGCUCGGACUCAGCACUUUCCUCGGGGCCGCCGUCUUCCGGCACCCGGCCUUCAUCAGCCCCGCCUUCGGCAGGCUCUUCUCGACCAUGGCUCCUUUGAGCGGGGCUUCCUCGGCGGCGGCUGCGGCUGCUGCGGCGGCGGCUCUGCUUCGGCCUCCGGCUCCGUCGGUGGAGGGCCCCCCGGGCUCCUCGUCCUCCUCCUCCUCCUCGUCGGCCUCGCCGGGGCUCCCUCUCUCGGACCCCUCCUCGGCGGCAGCGGCGGACCGUCGGGCCUCGAGCAUCGCGGCGCUGCGGCUGAAGGCCAAGGAGCACGCGGCGCAGCUCAGCCAGCUCAACCUCCUGCCCCCCGGCACCAGCCCCGCCGGCAAAGAGGUCUGCUAAGCAAGCAAGCAAGCAAGCAAGGAAGCAAGGAAGGAAGGAGGAGACCCAAGACCAAAACUGGGGGAGGGAGG
Sceloporus undulatus (fence lizard) is the source of this 1847-nucleotide messenger RNA. RefSeq names its product aristaless related homeobox (gene ARX). Lineage: Eukaryota; Metazoa; Chordata; Lepidosauria; Squamata; Phrynosomatidae. Gene Ontology annotation, molecular function: RNA polymerase II transcription regulatory region sequence-specific DNA binding; DNA-binding transcription factor activity, RNA polymerase II-specific. The record is from RefSeq and is a predicted model, not a curated record. Gene Ontology annotation, biological process: regulation of transcription by RNA polymerase II.